AUGGACGCAGAAAGAACCUCUUUGGAUUCAUCGGGCGAGGUCGCAAGUUUCGAGGGCCUUUUGGAGGAGCUUGACGAUCUGAGGGCCCGCCUACUUGACCAGUACAAGCGAGAGAUUGCCCAGCAACCGCAAUCACGUACAUUGACCGCAGCCCCAAGCGUCAGAUUGUCCAUUGCUGCCAGACCAGAUAUACCAACCUUGUUGGUCCCUGACUCAAGUUACCCCUCCCCGAGAGCCUCGCAAGCCUCUGGCGGCGAGCCCCAGGGGACCCUGAGGGUCUCACACGCAGGCGUGGCUCCGAAGUCGUCGAUCUGGUCGCGCGCGUCGCUCUCUCCAGGCUCGCCAGCACAGGACCAGGAGGUCAUCAAGUGGUGUCAGAGUGAACGUUUUCACCUUCUGGACAGCUGGAGGAACAAGGUCCCAGCCGCGAAGCUUGCGGAGUUCGAGCCAGAGCCACAAAAAGGUAGACCAGCGAUGAGCUUAUUCUCACAUAUUGUGCGACAGAGCAGCAGGCUAAGUGUAAAGCUUUCGGGUGGGCCAGCCACGACCAGGUUGUCGUCGGGACCUUUCUCAGCUGUCCUGGUGCACCCUCAGUCACCAUUGGUCACUGCCUGGAGCAUUUUCAGCCUGGUGCUCAUUGCCUACGACACCGUGACAGUCCCCCUCUUCACAUUUUACAGAUUCGAGCGUUUCCCGAAGGCAGUCGAGAUAAUGGAUUGGGUGGCCAGGGCGUUCUGGACCAUGGACAUCCCCCUGUCGUCAGCGACUGGCUUCCAUACGGAGGGAUAUGUGGAGAUGAGACCGAGGCGCGUAUUCCAGGCCUAUCUCACGUCUUGGUUUCUCUUCGACCUGUUUGUCAUAUCGGCAGACUGGCUGUGGGUCGCGCUGUAUUACCAGACGGCCCUGUCGGCGAUGUCGGUAAUGCGAGGUCUUCGGCUCGUUCGCGUGCUCCGAUUGCUGAGGCUUCGAUGGUUCACGUACUUGAUCGACGAGGUGUUGUUGUGGCUGUGCGACGGGGUCACGAUUCUCGUCAGGUUGGUGAAGUUGACCGGCGGGCUCUGUAUCACUGUCCACCUGCUCGCGAGCAUUUGGUUUGGCCUGGGCACGAUCUCCAGCGCCGGAUGGGUCUCGCAGGAGCCGUUCCUGGACUCGGCGGCGUUGCUGGCGCAGUAUACGAUGUCAUUAAGCUGGGUUGUCACCCAGUUGCAUGGCACCAGCCUCGUGCGCCCGCAGACCCUACUUGAGAUACAGUUUCAGACUCUGGUGUUGUUGAUUGCAUACGCCUUCGCCGCAGUCUUCAUGGCAAGCAUGGUGCAGCUCAUGAUGGCCAUUACGAACGCCCAGAGCCUGCAGAUGCAGUACAUCUGCAGGCGCUACCUGCGCCGGCGGCGCAUCUCCCCCGAGCUCUCUCACAAGCUGCAGUUGCACUUCGGAAGGAUGGGCAACGGCACCUCCCUGGAGGACGGACACGAGGAGGAGAACAGGCUGGUCGAGUCGCUACCGCUGGACCUACAGCGACAGCUCUACGAGGAGGUGCGCCUGCCUCUUCUCAGCAGCACGCGGCUGUUUCGGACCAGCGGCAUCUGCAACUACCGGCUGCUGAGGCGGCUGUGCUGCGAUGUUCUCUCGGGGGUGUGCCAGAAGCCAGGAGAGGUGGUGUUCACGUGCGGCGACUCCUGCUCGCGGAUGCUCGUCGUCGAGUCGGGAACUGGCGUGUACACGCCGGUCCAGGCCACGCGCGACAGCGCCAGCAUGACGUCUACCAUCCGCUCCAGCAAUUCUCUCACUGUCCUCUCCGAGGUGUCCGUGAGCGGCCAGAAGACACAGGUUCAGCGGGGCCAGUGCCUCUGCGAGGCGUCCCUGUGGACUUGGUGGACGAACCGAGGCGAGCUGUCUGCGGAGGGCGACUGCACGAUGCUAGCCGUCGACCAGGAGGGCUUUGCCUCCGUCGUGAGCAGCCACGAGUCCAGCUACAUGGCCACCCUCAGGUACGCGAGCUGCUAUGUCCUGUGGCUGAACGAGAGGAUCAGGGUGCUGAGCAGGGUGUCUCGGACCUGA
Prorocentrum cordatum is the source of this 2058-nucleotide messenger RNA. The record is from the annotation of a GenBank genome assembly. Lineage: Eukaryota; Dinophyceae; Prorocentrales; Prorocentraceae.